Haliotis rubra (blacklip abalone) is the source of this 2199-nucleotide messenger RNA. RefSeq names its product mucin-2-like. The transcript has 21 exons. The record is from RefSeq and is a predicted model, not a curated record. The coding region runs from base 4 to 2199 and encodes 731 amino acids. Lineage: Eukaryota; Metazoa; Mollusca; Gastropoda; Lepetellida; Haliotidae.
GCCAUGAAGACAGCUUUUCUAAUACUGUGUUUUCAAGUGGCAAUUGGAGAUUUUCAACAAGUGGUGAAUCCACCCGACGCUGGACUAGAAUGCUACCAUUGCCACAAAUAUGACCCAAAUCACCCUGAAGACAGGUGCCAUAUUCAUCAUUGCCAUGACGACGAGUUUUGUGAAGUAGAUAUGGAACCCGAUCAUACCGUGGAAGGGAAAUGCAAACAUCGCAAUGAAAUUUUCCAAUGCCUCCUCGACACGGAACCCCUGUGCAUUGACUACAACAGUUUGGUCGCCCUCGGAAAAUGCAGGGUUUGUUGUGGAGAUGCCAAUUGUGUCAAUCUAGCGCUCAACAUCUCAGGUGUGCCUCCUGUGUUGACCUUGCCACCCACAAUACCAGGAGGUUUGCCGCCAGUGGUGACUUCACCAGACGCUGGACUAAAAUGCUACAAUUGCCACAAAUAUGACCCAAAUCACCCUGAAGACCAGUGUCACGUUCACCAUUGCCAUAACGACGAGUUCUGUCAAGUAGAUAUUGGACUCGAUAAUAUCGUGGAUGGGAAAUGCAAACAUCUCAAUGAAUUUCCCCACUGUUUGACCGACCCGCAGGCCCUGUGUAAUAACUUCAACGCUUUGCUCUACGGAGGAUGCAGGUUUUGUUGCCAAGAUGCCGAUUGUGUCAAUAAAGCGCUGAAUGUCUCAGGUGUGCCUCCUGUGUUGACCUUGCCACCCACAAUACCAGGCACUCCCGAUUGUGUAGAUCUAAUUCCAAACUGUGCGACGACUGUCAAUGUUUGUUCCAGUACAAAUGCAGCAACACACUGCAAGAGAUUCUGCAAUCUUUGUGGAGGUUUGCCGCCAGUGGUGACUUCACCAGACGCUGGACUAAAAUGCUACAAUUGCCACAAAUAUGACCCAAAUCACCCUGAAGACCUGUGUCACGUUCACCAUUGCCAUAACGACGAGUUUUGUCAAGUAGAUAUUGGACUCGAUAAUAUCGUGGAUGGAAAAUGCAAACAUCUCAAUGAAUUUCCCCACUGUUUGACCGACCCGCAGGCCCUGUGUAAUAACUUCAACGCUUUGCUCUACGGAGGAUGCAGGUUUUGUUGCCAAGAUGCCGAUUGUGUCAAUAAAGGGCUUUAUGUCUCAGGUGUGUCUUCUGUGGUGACGCUUCAGCCAUCCACAACACCAAGCACUCCCAAUUGUGUAGACGAAAUCACUGACUGUGCAACAACUGACAAUGUUUGUUCCAGGAGUCUUGGACAAAAAGUCUGCAAGAAAUUCUGCAAUCUCUGUGGUGUGUCUUCUGUGGUGACGCUGUCGCCAUCCACAACACCGAGCACUCCCGACUGUGUAGAUCUAGUCGCUGAAUGUGCAACAACUAAUAAUGUUUGCUCCAGCACACUUGCACAUAAGCUCUUUACACCAACACUGCCAAUUUGCAAAAGUACAACAAGAGAGGAUAACUGCCCAUUGGCUCCAAACGUUUGCAGCGAAAAAGUAGCGCCAUACUUUUGCCCUGAGUUCUGCGGCUUGUGUACAAGACAAGGCAAAGGAACUACCCCAACUGAUGGAACCAGCAAGUACUCAUCAGCCACUACCGUUGCGUCUACGACUCCAUCGACAACGAAUCCAGACAAUAAAACAAUGGGGACGACACUUGCUGCAACGAUUACACCAAUUUCUACGGCUAAAACAGCAGUUAGUUCCACUACAACAACUGCCACGACUUCAACUACUACGUCCACACCUACCAGCACCACGGUUACAACGACCAAAGCUCCUCCGGCAGUCGACCGUGUGCCUUCUGUGUCGACGCUGCCUCCACCGACAACAUCAGGCACUCCCGAUUGUGUGGAUCUAAUUCCUGACUGUGCAACAACGGACAAUGUGUGUUCCAACACAUUUGCACCAAUAGUCUGCAAGAAAUUUUGCAAUCUUUGUGCAACCUCGCUGGUGACAUUUGUCCGGAGCAUUGCGGACUUUGUCAAAAAGGUAAGGAACUACCCCAACAGACGGAACAUCGACUGUCUCAUCAACCACUACCGUCCAAUCUACAACAUCGUCGACAACGAGAUCAGAUCUAAGCACUACGUUGCCACCAUCUGCUCCUGUACAACAGACAACCACUUACCCAACGACACCCUCUACUACACCAGCUACACGACCUUCUACAUCAGGAAUUCAAACUUCAUCGGGUAUGCAUGA